Molecule: messenger RNA, 2571 nt
Organism: Stegostoma tigrinum
Lineage: Eukaryota; Metazoa; Chordata; Chondrichthyes; Orectolobiformes; Stegostomatidae
Gene: coq4
Product: coenzyme Q4 homolog (S. cerevisiae)
Exons: 7
Coding region: 98-979 (293 amino acids)
Biological process (GO): ubiquinone biosynthetic process
Cellular component (GO): mitochondrial inner membrane; mitochondrion
Source: RefSeq, a predicted model, not a curated record
UGACGUUGCGCCUGCGCAGUGAGGAGGCGGCGGUGCUGGAGUACGAGCGGUGCCGUUGUUAGGGAGCUGCCGCUGCUUGUGGCUCUGUUGUGGGACGAUGCUGAGGAGUAGGGCCCGGGGCCUGGCCCUGAAUCUGUCCCGGGGCCUGCACGGACUGUCAGGCCGCGGCGGGAGGCUCAGCCCGGGCUUGCGGCUGGCAUCAGGUUCGGUGCGGACUGCAGCCACGGUCUCAGCCGGUCUCGGGGAGGGAGUGAGUCCAGAGGCAGGCGCCCGGGAGCAGGAGGCCGUCCACAGCCGCCGAUAUCAAAGCCACAUCCCCAGCAGCCGGCUCCAGAAACUGCUGCUGGCCUCAGGAUCCGCUCUCAUGGCCUUGUACAACCCGUACCGGCACGAUAUGGUGGCUGUACUGGGAGAAACAACAGGGCUACUGGCAAUCCAAAAGCUGCGAGACAGGAUGCAAAACCAUCCUGAGGGAUUCCAGAUUCUGCAGGAGAGGCCUCGGAUCAGCACAACCACCUUGGAUCUGGUCAGCCUGAGAGAGUUACCAGAAGGCACAUUUGGCAGAGAGUACGUCCGCUUUCUUGAUGUGAAUAGGGUCACUCCUGACAGUCGGAUGCCUGUGAAGUUUGUUGACGAUGAGGAACUUGCCUAUGUGAUUCAGCGUUACCGUGAAGUACAUGACUUCAUGCACACACUGUUAGGCAUGCCCACAAACAUACUCGGUGAGGUUGCAGUCAAGUGGUUUGAGGCAGUGCAGACUGGUCUACCUAUGUGUAUUUUGGGAGCUGUAUUUGGUCCUCUCCACCUAUCUGCCAGGAAUAUCCAGGUUUUAGUAACAGACUUAAUCCCGUGGGCUGUACGGUGCGGCAGGACAGCUCAGUGUAUGAUGAACUUCUACUAUGAGAAUCGAUUGGAACAGAGUCUUGAAUCACUCAGAGAAGAGAUUGGAAUAUUACCCCCUCCCACAAUUCAAUCAUAACAUAGACAUAUGGAGAACACGGAGUGAACUUAAUUGUAUAGAAACAGCCUUAUGAUACCCAAAACUUUUAUAUAUGUCAGUAAAGGAGGUCUAGAGCAGAAAUGUUGGACUAUAAAAGGUAGACUGACACUUCCAGCCCCAGCUCUCUUGUUCAGGCAUAACAUCUUCCAGAAACAGUGUAGCCUGAUGACUGUGAGGUGACCUAGUCCCAUCCUCUGGUUUGUCUUGUGAAUACUUAACUAUUAUCUUUUUCAAAUUAUUAUAUAUUAGAUGUGUAUAUAUAAAAAGGUAAGCCUCUGAGCCUACUCUGCCAUUUCAAUAGUGUGACUGAUCUACAUGUUCCUAAUUCAACUUUCCCAUCGAUCCACUUGAGCUAAAAGUAGUCAGAAAUCAUACAUCAUGAGGUUACAGUCCAACAGCUUUUGGAGCCUCACUCCUCCUCCCGGUGUUAGUGAGAGAGGCGGUAUCAGACACAGAAUUUAUAAGUAAAAGAUCACAGGCUCUCACAGAUAAUUUAAACAAACCUAAGAUGCUGUUCAAUCUUCAAUUAAAACCUCCUCACUGAUUAAUGAUUAUGUAUAUGUUAAUCCCCAAAUUCCUUUCAAAUCACUAUCCUGAGGGGACAAAAGGUUUUAUCAGUGUGAAGAAGUGAUAGUUAGUUCAGACAAUGCAUGUUAGGUGUGAGGACUUGUUUGGAAUCUGUUUGCAUUUUGGUUUGCAGUCAGACUGGUUUUAUUUCUAAAGUAGGAAUUUAUAAAAUGGUGUGUGUGUGUGUGUGUGUGUGAGAGAGAGCGCGAAUGAAAAUACAGUGUGGUGGGGUCACCCGUUGUGCAACAUGAACCCAAGAUCCUGAUUGAGGCCGUCCUCAUCGGUAACAAACUUGGUUAUAAGCCUUCCCCUCCCCCCCACAUGUGCAUCUAUGGGGUGAAUUUGUAUUUGCAGAUUCUGUUUUGUUGAAAAAGCAGAGUAUGUAUUUAUAUACAGUCAGUGACAUUUUAUAAAUUCCCACUUCAGAAAUAAAACCAGUCUGACUCCAAACCGAAACACAAACAGAUUCCAAAGAGGGCCACACAUCUAACAUGCAUUGUCAGACCUAAAACGUCACCCCUUCUUUACACGGAUAAAACCUUCAGUUCUCUCAGGGCAGUGACUCGAAAGAAAUUUGGGUGUUUACAUAUGAAUCAAUUAAAACUUUUUAAACUGAUUAAAGAUUUAACAGCAUCUUAGGUUUGUUUAAUAUAUCCUCAUCAGUGGCGUCACCUUUCAGUCUUUUACUGAAAAAUUCUGUGUCUGAUACUACCUCUCUGACUAAUACCUGAAGGAGGAGUGAAGCUCCAAAAAGCUUGAGUUUUCAAAUAAACCUGUUGGACUACAACCUGGUAUUGUGUGAUUUCUGAUCUUAUCCACCCCAGACCAACACCGGCACCUCCAUACCUCAUAAGGAAGACACUCUACCAUCUAAAAGCAAAAUAUCCCCAUUUCUAUAAAGAUGACUGACAUUGUCACCUUCUGCUUAGAUUCUGCUGUAAGCCCAGUCACCUGUGUGUAGCUCAGUGCUGGUUCCCAUACAAUAAAAUACUUACUGAUUUUUC